Messenger RNA from Exophiala oligosperma, 1641 nucleotides. RefSeq lists its product as uncharacterized. Gene Ontology annotation, molecular function: transmembrane transporter activity. The record is from RefSeq and is a predicted model, not a curated record. Gene Ontology annotation, cellular component: fungal-type vacuole membrane; plasma membrane. NCBI's taxonomy places the organism in Eukaryota, Fungi, Ascomycota, Eurotiomycetes, Chaetothyriales, Herpotrichiellaceae. Gene Ontology annotation, biological process: transmembrane transport. The coding region runs from base 1 to 1641 and encodes 546 amino acids. The transcript has 3 exons.
AUGGCGGAAAAGACCAUGGCUGAUACAAAGACCACGACCGAGCCUUACCAGGACGAGGAACAGGGUUCGCUGCAUGCCAGCGAGUAUGCAGGGCCUUCCCGCGGCCAUGGUGAACUGGAGGUCAUAGCUAUGCGUGAGAGGAUUCCAGUCCUACGCAAGCUUAGAACUGUCGAGGCGUGGCUCGACAAGAAACUGGGCAUAGAGACGACAGGUGCAGACCGUGUACCAGAAGGAGAACGUCGACCUCCAAGCAUAUUCAAUGUAAGUAAAUCACACACAUACAUAGACUUCUGUGAUUCAAUUUACCAACAAAAUGCGGCGGAACAGAUGAUCUUCUUUUGGUUUUCCAUGCUGAUCUCGCCUGGAACCAUAACAUCGGGCCUCUUGGGACCCAUCUAUGGACUUUCCGUCAACGACUCCAUCAUCAUUACGGUAUUCGCAUCAGCCAUCGGCUCUGUGGUACCUGCGUUCACAGCCACCUUGUGCGCUCAGACAGGCCUCCGCCAGAUUGCCGCAUCCAGGUUUGCGUUUGGUAUAUGGGGAUCCAAGAUAUGCGGCUUCCUCAACAUAGUGGUCAACCUGGGAUUUGGGACCGUCGCCUGCAUUGUUGCAGGUGAACUCAUUAGUCCCGUCAGCGGAGGAAAAGUCACAAUUGUCGCGGGCAUCAUCAUCCUCUGCGCCACGUCAUAUGCCAUCUCCUUCAUUGGAUUCCGCUUCAUACACCAUUACGAACAAGUGGCCUGGACUCUGGUUCUGGUUCUAAUGUGCGUCGAGUAUGGACAGACCGCAAAAUAUUUUUCGCCAACCCCAGGUCUUUCAUACUCGUCUGGUGCGGACAGGACCGGUGCUGCAUUGAGUUAUUUUGCUCUCAUCUUUGGCACUUCGGCUGCGUGGUGCUCGAUGUCGGGUGAUUACUACGUCCACUAUCCCGCAGACAUCAGCAAGUGGCUAGUGUUCGGCAUGACUUGGGUUGGAUUGACCAUACCCACCUCUUUCAUGAUUGUUCUUGGAAACCUCUUGGGAGGCGUCCUGCUCACUAACCAGAAAAUGUCGGAUGUGUACAACCAAGGAGGCAUAGGGGCACUCAUUCUGGCUACCAUGUCACCUCUUGGUUUCAGCAAGUUUGUCUGUAUCAUAUACACACUGUCUAUGGUGGCUAGUUUGACUGCCAUCUACUACUCUUCGUCUUUAUCAAUUCAACUAUGGGGCAAGCACUUCAUGGCCGUUCCGCGCUUCAUAUGGAACAGUCUUCUGGCCGGCAUCAGUCUAGCUCUGGCCUGGGGAGGCAGAGAACAUCUCCUUGCCAUUCUAACAAAUUUUCUUUCUCUCCUCGGGUACUGGACGAUUUGUUUUGGUACAGUUCUCGCCUUCGAGACCUUUUGGUUUCGCCCACGCAACGGCGGUUACGACCUAGAAGGUUGGCAAGAUCAGGAUCGGAUGCCGUUAGGAAUCGCAGCUUGCGUGAGUCUUGCUCUGGGUAUUGGAGCCAGUUUCUUGGGCAUGAACCAGACAUGGUUCAUCGGACCAGCAGCCAAAGCAAUCGGACAAGGCGGCGACCUUGGGAACUAUUUCACCUUGGUGGCGGUCUGCUUGUCAUACCCUUUUCUCAGACAUUGGGAAAUCAAGCUCUCAGGACGUUGA